Messenger RNA from Oryza brachyantha (malo sina), 964 nucleotides. RefSeq lists its product as uncharacterized. NCBI's taxonomy places the organism in Eukaryota, Viridiplantae, Streptophyta, Magnoliopsida, Poales, Poaceae. The transcript has a single exon. The coding region runs from base 53 to 541 and encodes 162 amino acids. The record is from RefSeq and is a predicted model, not a curated record.
AUCUCGAUCAGCCGGCGCCGCUCGCUGAGUCCCCCACUCCACCCGCUCCGAGAUGGGCCUCAGCCCCUCCAAGCGCGUGGACGCCGCGAUCCGGGGCGCGCCGGCGUUCGCCGCCGCCUGCGACGACGCCUACGACCGCUGCGUCGCCGACGCCCAGCACGCCUUCGCCGGCGUCCGCCCCUACCAGCUCGCCGACGCGUCCGCGCACCUCCACUCGUCCCUCCGGGGCUCCCUCCCGCUCGUGCGCCGCUGGGUGCCCACGCCGCCGUCGCGGGCCCGCGUCCACUCCGCGCUGCGCGCCGCGGGGCUCGAGGACGCCUCCGAGCUCUCGAGGAUGCAGUUCCGCGAGUUCGCCGCCGAGCUGUUCAGGGAGGCCGUGCUCUCCGCCGCCGCCCAGGCGGCUCUCGUGCGUGCCCCUGCAGGCGCCGCCGGGCUCGUCGGUGUUGGCCUCGCGACCCGCGCCGGGGCAGGGGCGGUAGGGAGGUUGGUCGCCGUCUACACCGCCGGCGUUGCGGCUGCUGUUUACCUCAGCUUGGGCUAGGUUUGCUUGUUGAUCCUACUGCCCCGUACAACCAUAAAAAAGAGAUCCGUAUGUGCUAGUAGUAUGUAAUUCUACCUUGGAGGGCAGUUCUUUCAUGGUAAAUAUCAGUUCCAGAGAAAUGUAAUAUGGUUGAAUAUACUGAUCUUGGUUUGCUGAUGCUUCCGUCGAUGGAAAACUGCAUCAAAACGGACUGUAAUCAGUGACGGAUGACGCUGAAACAGCAAUAUACGGCUGCGGAAUUGACUCUGUGCGCACGUCGGACAGAUUGACAGAGGAUACAACACAUCUUGUUAGGCAUUUCCCUGAUGAAAUCAGCAAUUCAGAUCGCUAUUUAAUUCCGCACGACUCUUCUAGCAUCCUAUAAUGCGUUCCUCGUUUCUGCUUCCGGAUAGGCAAGCAGAUACAUUGAGAUUUGGACCGUGU